CAUCUUGUCUAAUGCAGUGAGUCACGACAACCAACGAGGUGAAAUUUCCCUUCAACUGUGCUGCAUAACACUUAUAGCUUGAUGUGAUAGAGUAUAGGAUGACUGAGGGGAAGAUGUCUAUUGUCGUCACAAUAUUACAGCUGCAGUCGACUAGCAGCGAUAUUCUAAAGAUUUGCCCAAGAUUUCGGCUACUAGUGAUAGGGAAGACCGGAGUCGGAAAGUCAUCACUGAUCCAGCAGGCAUUCAAAAUAAAUGAAGUACAUAUUUCUGAACACAAACGUGGUGAAGCAGAUAUCGAAAGGGAAUUCAUUGCGGCAGAAAAUGAACGAUUUGUCCUCCACGAUAGUCAGGGGUUUGAAGCUGGCGAUAGCAUGAUUUUUAAGACUGCAAAAGACUUCAUUGCCCGCAGACGCAAGGAGCCUAAACUGCAGGACAGGAUCCACGCGGUCUGGCUCUGCCUCUCGAUACCUCAGGCUGAUGGACGCUUGCUUGAGAGCGGGGUAGAGGAAUUUCUCAAAUUGAGGAAGGACAUACUAGGCGAUAUUCCGCUCAUUGCUGUCUUCACCAAGCAUGACAUCCUUGUCGACAAAUUGGAGUACGACGCUGGUGAAUCAUAUGAUGAAGUCACUCUCGAAGAGCUUAAAGUUAGCACAUUGGAUAAACUGUGUAUCCAGCCGCUUAAGGAGGCAGCUGAGGGCGACAUCCUGCACACAACUGUUUCGACGAACGAAGAGUACGAGAGCACCAUAAGACAACUGAUCGAUCUUACAACCACGAACGUCGAAAAAUAUGUUGCCUCAGAAGCGGCAUUAGCAAUGAUGAUAGCCCAGCGAGUAGACAUCGGUCUUAAACUUAAGGCUUCAAUUGCCAUCGGCGAGAAAAGAUAUUGGAGAGGUCUCGCUUCGAGCAUGAACUUCACCGGUUUUACCAUGUUAGACUGCUUGUCUGUGAUUCACAAGGACAUAAUUGACGUUUGGAACUUCAACGACCCUCAUUGUCACUUGGCCAGUGACCAGUUCAAAGAGCUGAUUCUAAAAGAUCUAGACAAGGUUGAUCUUCCACACACGGCACAGGCUUUUGAAUUCGGCCUCUCCGUGGUCGCGACAAUUGCAUCGAUUUUGUCAUCGUUAUCUGGCCCGCUUCUACCAAUUGUCGUACCGAUUGCCGCAGGGGUGGUCUUGACUAAAUGGGUUUAUGAUACCUAUCAACGGACAAACAUUGUUUUGCGGCGGAUCAUGACAUACAUCGUGGAUUUAACAUGCAUCAUGCAGAUCUUGUUCCUGUUAGCACCGACAGGGCCUAUUUCUCGUCACGUCAUCAAAAUUGCCAUCAAAGGCUAUGAGGGGACGUGUAAAAGCGAUGUUCACUCAGCAAUUCAAUCGCACUGUGUAUCUGUCACCCGUGGCGGAGGGGACGAUGCGUUGGAGAAGAUAGUUAAAUUGAUCAAGGAUCAUUCUAUCAAGGCUGAAGACGUUCAGAACCUGAGGACGAAGAUUGGGCCCGUGGAUUUGCAAGUAGACGAAGAGUGGUAGACGGUCACGGUGCGGGCUUUCAUACAUGACAAUGGUUUGUAGUUUCCAAAGCGUACCUAGUUCACUAAUACGUGUACAUAUGUGCACAGUGCUCAUCUUCGUAUACGUUUGACUAAGGUUUGAACUCGAGCUACAUAAGUGUAACUUAGUAGUAGAUUGCAGGUUUAGUGGGGCAGGAAUCUGUUAUACUUGGCGAUGAAUAUUCA
Molecule: messenger RNA, 1738 nt
Organism: Suillus discolor
Lineage: Eukaryota; Fungi; Basidiomycota; Agaricomycetes; Boletales; Suillaceae
Exons: 12
Coding region: 99-1532 (477 amino acids)
Source: RefSeq, a predicted model, not a curated record